UCCUCUGUUCUUCGCUUCCUCCGCUUUAUAAGCGCGCGAGCUCGGCUCGGCCUCCCAUGCCGCGCUCGUCGAUCCCCAAAUCUCGCCGCCGGUGAAGGAGGUAGAAGUGGAGGUGGAGGUGGGGGGAGGAUGGCGUCGGAGCCGGUGGCGAGGGCGGUGGCGGAGGAGGUGGGGAGGUGGGGGAGCAUGAAGCAGACGGGGGUGAGCCUGCGCUACAUGAUGGAGUUCGGGUCGCGCCCCACGGAGCGGAACCUGCUGCUCUCCGCGCAGUUCCUGCAGAAGGAGCUCCCAAUCCGGAUCGCGCGCCGCGCGCUCGAGCUCGAGUCCCUCCCCUUCGGCCUCUCCCGCAAGCCCGCCAUCCUCAAGGUAAUUCUGGGGGAGUGGAGUGUGAAUAAGGUGCGGGAUUGGUACUUGGACUCUUUCCGCGACAUCAGAUACUUUCCAGAAGUGAGGAAUAGGAACGACGAGCUCGCUUUUACGCAGAUGAUCAAGAUGAUCAAAGUACGCCACAAUAAUGUGGUUCCAACGAUGGCACUGGGAGUUCAACAGCUCAAGAACGAGCAGUAUCGCACAAGGAAGAUCCCCACUGCAUUUGACGAGAUCCACGAGUUUCUUGACAGAUUCUACAUGUCAAGGAUUGGGAUCCGCAUGCUUAUAGGGCAGCAUGUGGCUUUGCAUGAUCCUGACCCAGAGCCUGGCGUCAUAGGCCUCAUUAAUACAGAAUUGUCCCCUAUACAGGUGGCUCAAGCUGCCAGUGAAGAUGCCCGUUCUAUUUGUUUGAGGGAAUAUGGAUCAGCUCCUGAGAUUGACAUCUAUGGAGACCCAACUUUUACAUUUCCAUAUGUUUCAUCACAUCUACAUCUCAUGCUAUUUGAAUUGGUGAAGAACUCCUUGCGUGCAGUACAGGAACGAUAUAUGAAUUCCGAUAAAGAUGUUCCUCCAGUUAGAAUUAUCGUUGCUGAUGGGGCAGAGGAUGUAACUAUCAAGGUUAGUGAUGAAGGUGGUGGAAUACCAAGGAGCGGCCUUCCAAGAAUUUUCACAUAUCUAUAUAGCACUGCAAAGAAUCCACCUGAUAUGGAUUGCCCUAGUGAAGGAGUAACUAUGGCUGGAUAUGGCUAUGGUCUUCCAAUCAGUCGCCUGUAUGCUCGAUAUUUUGGUGGUGACCUGCAAAUCAUCUCUAUGGAAGGAUACGGCACCGAUGCUUACCUGCACUUGUCACGGUUGGGAGAUUCGGAGGAGCCCUUGCCUUGAAGGCUUCCCUGUCCUGAUACCAUCUCUGUAAUUAAUUAGGUUGCUCUUGUCUCUUGUAAUUCCUGGGCUGGUUUGGAAUAUUGUUUUCAAGUGCCAGCCACCUAUAGCUGUUAACCUUCUACAGUAGUUGCCACGGUUUCAUCACUUCAGCUUUGCAGCAGCAUGAGCACAAGUCUCCUCUCUCUCUUUCUCUCUCUCUCUACUCUGCCUUGUAGCGAAAUGUAGAAUUCUUCUGCCACGCACAUGGCAUUGUUCAUACUUCUCGUACUUGUUGAGCUUCAUGGCUUGGUGCAGAUUGUACUUUGAUAGUUAUCAGUAGUAAGCUAACUUCAUCAAGUGAAUGUCUUUUGUUCUACA
Messenger RNA from Oryza sativa Japonica Group (Japanese rice), 1608 nucleotides. RefSeq names its product pyruvate dehydrogenase (acetyl-transferring) kinase, mitochondrial. The record is from RefSeq and is a predicted model, not a curated record. Gene Ontology annotation, biological process: regulation of glucose metabolic process; protein phosphorylation. Gene Ontology annotation, cellular component: mitochondrion. Gene Ontology annotation, molecular function: pyruvate dehydrogenase (acetyl-transferring) kinase activity. NCBI's taxonomy places the organism in Eukaryota, Viridiplantae, Streptophyta, Magnoliopsida, Poales, Poaceae.